UUGGGGUCCAACAGUCGUCUCGCCACGAAUUCCCGAAACGAGCGUGUCCUGUGCUGUAAUUUGAAAAUCCCAUGUCUUCGACGUGUUAAUACUCGUAUGUAAAUUAACUUAAUUAGAAAGUUGUAGACAUGAACUUCCGUGAUCAAAUGUGAAUCACUUUAAUUACGACAAAAUCUCUAUAAACAUAAUAAUCACAAAGUUGUUAUCACUUUUGAUAUGAACUAUUUAAGCACGCAAAUGUGAUCAAAUAGUGUCAUCGGUUAGUGUCCUUUUAGAGAUAUGGCAUGCAUCUCUACUGGUCUUAGAGCAUGGACUGGAAUCUUCAUAAUCAUGCCCAUGUUACUGUGCGAUACAGAUUUACAAAAGGACGGACCAGAACCGGAGUUUCUCAAUGUAAUGAAUAACGUUACUGUUGCUUUAGGUCGGGAGGCGGUUUUAGAAUGUUCAGUGAAAAACAUUGGAGAACACAAGGUUGGUUGGUUGAAAGCUGAAGACCAAACUAUUUUAAGUUUACAUGAGCGAGUCGUAACCGAAAAUAGAAGAUUUGAUAUUGAUAUAGUCAACAACACUUAUUGGAGACUAAAAAUUAGACAACUCCAGAGGUCAGACAAAGGAUGUUAUAUGUGUCAAAUUAAUACUCAAAUAAUGAAAAAGCAAAUUGGUUGUGUUGACGUUAAAGUUCCACCAGAUAUCAAAGACGAAGAAACAGUAUCAGACAUUACGGUGAAAGAGGGAGAAAAUGCUACUUUAUCAUGUAAAGCAAAAGGCAAUCCUGCACCAAAAAUAACUUGGAGAAGAGAAGACGGUCAAAAGAUAGCUAUUAAAAACAAGCCAAAAAAAAUAAUGGUGGAAAAGGUUCGUGGUGAGCUGUUGUUGCUUAAUAAAGUUGAUCGUAGUCAAAUGGGUCAUUAUUUGUGUAUAGCUUCAAAUGAUGUACCACCGGCUGUCAGCAAAAGAAUAACUCUGAAUAUAAACUUUGCGCCAGUAAUUAGAGUUACAAAUCAGCUAUUAGGAGCACCGUUACACACGAAUGUCCGAUUAGAAUGUAUUGUAGAAUCAUUCCCAAACUCUAUAAAUUACUGGUCAAACACAAAAGGAGAGAUGAUUCUUGGAGGACCAAAAUAUUACAUUGAAGAGAUUAAAACCACUUACGCCGUCAGACUACUUCUGACAAUUCAAUUUUUAAACCAUAAAGAUUUGGGUACUUACAAAUGUUCAGCAACAAACUCAAUGGGAUAUGCUAAUGGUUCAAUACGAGUGUAUGAAAUAAUAUUACCAACAACUGCGCCAACAACAGCAAUGCCUACAACAACAACUACUAUUUCUACUUCAACUACUACUACUACAACAAUGGCUACAUCGACAACUACAUUAGCUCAUACAACAGCUAUGCCUCCUUCAACGACGAAAUGGAAAAACAGUAAAGGCUUAGAAAGUGAAAGUAAAACUUUGGACAAAACGCGAAGACGGAUGAAUGAGAUAGAAAUGGAGACUAAGAGCAGCAGUCAUCGAGCUAAUACUGGAUCUAGUUGGUUACAAAAAUCACAUUUUAUUCAUAUAUUUACAAUAAUAGCUGAGUUUUUAUUUCUAAUUGGUACCGCAUGGUCAUCAAGUUGCCAGGAAAUAUCAUCACUCGGACUUAUUGUUUUUUCAUUAGUCAUACAACAACAGUAAUUUAUAUUUUGUAUUAUUGAAAAAUAUUUAAGUUCCUACGACUGAUGAAUACCAUAUCGUUUUUAUUAUUAUUAAUUUUAUAUGAGUACGUUACAAAUUAAUACAUCAUUCAUUAUACAACGAAAUGUAAUAUAAUGAUUUAAAAUAUAUAAUUUGUUUAAUGUUUAAUUUCAUAUUUCGUUUGUGGUAAAACAUUUUUGUUAUUAUAACUUAUUAUAAAUGUAUGUAUAAUAAUAUAUAUAUUAAAUUUAUUUUUAUGAAGUAUGUUUAUACACUCACUAUUUAGGAAAAAUUAAUGAAUUAAGUUGGUACUUAGCUAAAAAUUAAAAGUCAAUGCGUUUGCUAAUUAGUAUCUAUAAAUAAAAAGUUCAAUACCUUGACAGGUUUGUUCUGUUAGCUUUUUAUAUCUUAUAAAAAAUUAUUUAAAAUUUAAUGCCUAAUAAGCUAUUAUUAUUUUUCCUCCAAAUUAACUGUUAUUUCUGAUUUGUUAACAUUUUUAUUGUGAAUACAUUUUUUUUUGUAGUAUAAUGUAUUAUAAUGAUAUCAGUGAUAUCAUAUUAUGUUAUUGCAUGUAUUAGAAUUCUCAAUGAUUUUCAGUUACCAUUUCUAAUAUUUCAUGGCGGUGCAUUGCUAUGAAACGUGAUGUCUAUGGUAAGAUAAGUGUAAAUUAGUAAAAGGCUUAGGAAUACAAUUACAAAGCAAAAAAAUAUUGGAUCAAUAAAUAUAUUUUACAUGCAAAUAUACGAACUCAUGUUUUUACUGCUUAAAUAAGUCUUAUUAUGUAUUAUGCCUUAGAUAAAAACAUUUAAGGCCCAAUACAUAUCAGUAAAAUUUCUUAAAUAUAUUUACAAACUCAUUCAUAAACCUUAUUAUUUCUUUUUGCUUAUUGGAAUAGCUGGAAACGUCAGUAAUUUUAUGAUAUUUGUAAAUAUUAUUUGCUCCAACUGUAAAUUAACCAAGAAUGAUGAAAAUUUUGCUCAAAAUAGAGACAAAAAUUGGUAAGCUAAUUUAACUUUGUGACGUUAACUUUUUUUUACGAUUUUUAAAGCCAUAAUUAUCGAAAAAUUGUAAAAUUUGUACAUAAUUACUUUUAAGAAGUAAAACAUGUACAUAAUACAUUUACUACAUAUUGUAAUUUUAUUUUUUACUAUAAAUUAUGAUUUUUUUUUAAUAAAUUUUGUGUUAUUAAUUUUAUCAUAUCAAAAUUUAACGUUGUUAUUGGUUAUUACUCUGUAGUACACU
Molecule: messenger RNA, 2916 nt
Organism: Daktulosphaira vitifoliae (grape phylloxera)
Lineage: Eukaryota; Metazoa; Arthropoda; Insecta; Hemiptera; Phylloxeridae
Product: lachesin-like
Exons: 11
Coding region: 280-1674 (464 amino acids)
Cellular component (GO): neuron projection
Source: RefSeq, a predicted model, not a curated record